Molecule: messenger RNA, 1014 nt
Organism: Triticum aestivum (bread wheat)
Lineage: Eukaryota; Viridiplantae; Streptophyta; Magnoliopsida; Poales; Poaceae
Exons: 3
Coding region: 147-605 (152 amino acids)
Source: RefSeq, a predicted model, not a curated record
UCAAAAAAAAACUGAUGAACGGCGAGCGUUAAAGCCAUGCGAAGGAGAGAAGGGUAAAAAGCCUUCACGCAGUCGUCUCGGUCUCACCGCCGCCAACACCCUUGCCGUCGCCCCGGACACCGCGAUAUUCCCGUGACCUCGUCGCGAUGGCCGCUCCCGGCAAGCCCGACCCGGCCGCUGUGCCGCCGAAAGCGCCGCAGCCGCAGCCGCAGCCACCGGUGAAGGGGGCCAUCAUGCGCCGCAUCUUCCCCUUCCUCCUCGCCACCAACAUCUUCAUCGGAGGUGGCAGGACAUAUAAAUUUCUCUUAAAUACCUACAAACGAGACCAGGACAAGAAAAAUGCUGAGACCGCAGCAGCAGCAGCAGCUGCAGCAGCAUUGUCAGCCCCACCUGCUGCAGUUGCUAAGCCUGCAGAGCCUGCUCCUCCACCGAAAAGAGUACUCCCACCUUUAUCGGAAGAUGAGCAGCGCCAGGUCUACAAGUGGAUGCUGGAAGAGAAGCGGAAGAGCAAACCACGGGACGCUGCUGAGAAGAACAAAAUCAAUGAGGAGAAGGCUCUUCUCAAGGAGAUCAUCAGGGCAGAGUCUCUCCCUCGUUUGUGGUGAUUUCAUCAGUUCUCCUGCUGGCCUUGGAUGUUUUUUCUCCCCCUGCAAUUCCAGUAAGGGUAUAUUUUAUUGUCAAUCUAGCGCUGUUAGCUGGCACAAAUAGUAUGGCUUGGCGUGCUGAUACGUCGACAUUUCGUAGCCAAUUUUUUCGAGUAACUCCAGUCUCUAGGAAACGGUUAGCUUUUAGAAGCAAAAUUAUGAUGGUGGAGUCUAUUCUGGAGAUAUUCUCACGCAGUAAAUGAUUGCUCCAAAACAAGGGGCUGUUUUGUUCGCGUAGCCUGUCUGGAGAUGUGCGGGGUGUGGUGUUUUGUUGGUAUCUGAGACUCACCUUCAGCCUUCAGGCCUCUGGAUUUUGUUGCAAUAAUCAACGUUUAUAGUAUGAUGACCCGUUGAGCAUGCAUUGAGCUCC